This is a messenger RNA of Sphaeramia orbicularis (orbiculate cardinalfish), 1100 nucleotides long. Its product is annotated as proteoglycan 3-like. The transcript is spliced from 4 exons. The record is from RefSeq and is a predicted model, not a curated record. NCBI's taxonomy places the organism in Eukaryota, Metazoa, Chordata, Actinopteri, Kurtiformes, Apogonidae. Bases 19 to 990 code for a protein of 323 amino acids.
CAGGGAACUGAGCCAUUCAUGUCUAUCCCAGAUGGAUUCAGACAAGGAACAGAACCCAUCAGGUCUAUUCCAGAUGGAUUCAGACAGGGAACUGAACCAAUGAGGUCUAUCCCAGAUGGAUUCAGACAGGGAACCGAACCAAUGAGGUCUAUCCCUGAUGGUUUCAGACAGGGAACCGAACCAAUGAGGUCUAUCCCAGAUGGAUUCAGACAGGGAACAGAACCCAUCAGGUCUAUCCCUGAUGGUUUCAGACAGGGAACAGAACCCGUCAGGUCUAUUCCAGAUGGAUUCAGACAGGGAACAGAACCAAUGAGGUCUAUUCCAGAUGGUUUCAGACAGGGAACCGAACCAAUGAGGUCUAUUCCAGAUGGUUUCAGACAGGGAACCGAACCAAUGAGGUCUAUUCCAGAUGGUUUCAGACAGGGAACCGAACCUGUCAGGUCUAUUCCAGAUGGUUUCAGACAGGGAACCGAACCUGUCAGGUCUAUUCCAGAUGGUUUCAGACAGGGAACCGAACCUGUCAGGUCUAUUCCAGACGGUUUUAGGCAGGGAACCGAACCCUCCACAUCCAAGCAGCAAACACGGACUGUUUCAUGCAAGGGGGAGGUCAUUGAUGGACGUUGCUAUGAAUUCAACCCCACACCAAUGUCCUUCCAAGAUGCAGAGGCCUCUUGCAGAAGUCUGGCCCCAAAUGCUGAGCUAUCAUCUGUAACCAGUGAUAACCUCCAUGCCCGUCUGGUUUCCCUGGUAACCAGUGGUGGGGACAGAACCCCUGUGUUAACCUGGCUGGGAGGCAGAGUCAAGAACCAGCAGGGAUCAUGGGUAGACGGGUCAGAGUGGAGUUACAGCGACUGGAUGCCAGGUCACCCCAACAUCCACACUGAUAAACCUGUCUGUGUGGAGAUGUUCAAGAUCGACCAGAGCUGGUGGACGGCUGCAGACUGCGAACUGAAGAGGGCGUCCAUCUGCUCAUACCCAGUCUCUGCAUGAAAACCACAGACAGACACAGAAUAAGAGUGGGAAACUUGAUUUAUCUGCUUCCUAUUGCGUGUCCUAAAAGGACUCGGGUCCAGUUUGUGUCUCUGAAUAAAUUUUGGCAU